AGCAGAAAUAACUUUUGUGACGUCGUAUACGUAAGCCCAAAGUCAAACAAGAGCAGGGUAAGAAGUAGAAGAAGAAGAAGGAGGUGAAGGAAAAGGGAUACCCAGGGAGUUUGAGAGAGAGUUAUGGGGCAGUGCGUGUCUUGCUUAGACGAAGAGAAGAAGCAACAAAGGAAAGAAGAGGAAAGGUUAGCCGCUGCCGAAGUUCGUGCCAGAGCUGCCGAAGCUGCUGAAAAACGGCAGGAGCAGUUUGAAAAAUCUGCAGCAGGAAGAGCUGCACGUGCACAGCAGCAGAGUCUUGCAAAGCAAGCUUUAAACAGUAACAAAGGGGAACCAGUGUUAAAGUGGCAGAUGGGUGGUUCUUAAGUAUCGUUUCUGUCCAGUUCAACAACGGCUUAUUUGUUUCAAUCAUGUUCUCUGCACUGCCGGCCGGCUCAGCAAUUCAUACCUCUAUCUAACAUCCAGCCAAGGGCGAUAAACAUUUAAUUUGUAAAUUAACAAAAGAUGUUUGUAAUUAUAUUUCUUUAUUAAGAUCAAUGGUAAGGCUGCAAUGUACUUUGUGCA
Cannabis sativa is the source of this 561-nucleotide messenger RNA. RefSeq lists its product as uncharacterized. The coding region runs from base 124 to 363 and encodes 79 amino acids. The record is from RefSeq and is a predicted model, not a curated record. NCBI's taxonomy places the organism in Eukaryota, Viridiplantae, Streptophyta, Magnoliopsida, Rosales, Cannabaceae. The transcript has 4 exons.